Molecule: messenger RNA, 2640 nt
Organism: Sapajus apella (tufted capuchin)
Lineage: Eukaryota; Metazoa; Chordata; Mammalia; Primates; Cebidae
Product: serpin B6-like
Exons: 8
Coding region: 825-2042 (405 amino acids)
Biological process (GO): negative regulation of endopeptidase activity
Cellular component (GO): cytoplasm
Molecular function (GO): serine-type endopeptidase inhibitor activity
Source: RefSeq, a predicted model, not a curated record
CUCCCCGCCCACUAGGAUCUGACACCCCGCGCAGCCCCGACACCUCUAUUCCCGCCACUCCCACCUGUCUCUCCUCGCUCCUGGGCAGCGGUGCCCACAACUGGGGCCUCUCCGGCUUCCAGAGUUUGGCCAACACCACAGUACUUUUGAGAGUGUUCAGGCCUGCAAAGAUCAUCGUGACGGACAUUCCAGAUCUUGUUUUUAUGAAAUUCACUGACAAGAUAAAAUAUUUCAAAAUUCAUUAUCCUUAAGGUGAGAUGGUGGGGCCUUUUAAUCAUAUCUUAAUUUUGUUGUAUUAGAUCAUAUUGCCGCUUAAGUUACUUCCUUUUCUCUUUCUCCCACCCGCUUUAAAAGUAGGUUUGGAAAGCAGAACUUAUAGAAAAAUGAUAUUCAGAUGCUGUCAGGCAUACUCAGAUGCUAGGGGGAAACUGGGUCAGGUGUGGGUCCUCUUGCUUCUGGGGUCUGAUUGCUCCUGAUGACAGGAAUGUGGCCCAGAGCUGUCUCCUCCCUGUUGGGGUUGAUAAUACUGAUGUGAUAAGUAAUGUUCUUAUUUGGUUCAAUAGUAUCUAACAGUAGAAUAAAAAUAUUUUCAGAUGUACAAUAAAUAAAAAUUUACGUAUUCUGUCUUAGAAAACUAUUGCUCCAUCAAAAGAAAGGAAUGAACCACCAAGCAGAAAAAACACUGGGGUUUAAAACAAAGGACAUUGGCAAAGGGCUGUCUUAGGUGAGACAGGGAUGCUGCAUGCUAAAGAAAAGUGGGUUCAGAAAGGAAUAGAGUCAGAAAUGGGAGUCAUCAAGAGCCGUGGACGCAACACAUUGGAAUUAUGAAAGAGACAGUAGGGCAAGUGCAGCCCAGCAGACAGUCUCUGAAUGCAAGAAUGUUUAGAAAAGAAAGGUUCACUGUCAUGGAUGCUCUAUCAGAAGCAAAUGGGACCUUUGCAUUAAACCUUUUGAAAAAGCUAGGGGAAAACAACUCGAACAACAUAUUUUUUUCACCCAUGAGCAUAUCAUCAGCCUUGGCCAUGGUCUUCAUGGGGGCAAAGGGAAACACCGCAGCUCAGAUGUCUCAGGCACUCUUUUUUAGUAAAAUUGGAAGUGAAGAUGGAGAUAUUCACCAAGGUUUUCAGUCACUUCUUGCUGAAAUUAACAGAACUGACACUCAGUAUUUGCUUAGAACUGCUAACAGGCUCUUUGGAGAAAAGUCUUAUGACUUCCACACAUCUUUUACAGAUUCCUGUGGCAAAUUCUACCAGGCAAAGGUAAAACAGCUUGAUUUUCUCAAUGAUACAGAGACAUCCAGAACACACAUAAACACCUGGAUUGCUGAAAAAACUGAAGGUAAAAUUACAGAGAUGCUCUCUCCAGACUCAGUUGAUUCAUUGACUAAACUGAUUCUUGUGAAUGCCAUCUACUUCAAAGGAAACUGGGAGAGUCAGUUUGAGAAACACAGGACCAGGAAAAUGUCUUUUAAAAUUAGCAAGAACAAAGAAAAACCUGUGCAAAUGAUGUCUAAGGAAUCUGCUUUUAAAACCACCUAUGUAAGGAAAAUAUCCAGCCAAAUUCUAGUGCUUCCCUAUGUUGGACAGGAGCUGAAUAUGAUCAUCAUACUUCCCAGUGAAAACACUGAUUUGAAAAUGGUUGAGAAAAAACUUUCUUAUGAGAGAUUCAUAGAAUGGACAAAGCCAGACAAGAUGCAAGCACGAGAGAUGGAAGUUUUUUUUCCUAGAUUUAAACUGGAGGAAUCUUACAACGUGGCGGAUGUCCUUCGCAGUAUGGGCAUGGUCGAUGCCUUUGAACAGGACAGGGCGGACUUCUCAGGAAUGUCAUCUAAGAAGGAUCUGUACUUGUCCAAGGUCAUGCACAAGUCCUUUGUGGAGGUCAAUGAGGAAGGUACAGAAGCAGCAGCAGCUACAGAAGACGAAAUAGUUUACUGUUGUGCCAGCUACACCCUCAGGUUCUGUGCAGACCAUCCCUUCCUCUUCUUUAUCCAGCACAUCAAAACCAAUAGUAUUCUCUUCUGUGGCCGAUUUUCCUCUCCAUAGGUAGUCAUUGGAUAUAGCCCUUCUCUUUUCUCUUAGUGAUCUGCACUUCCUCUACUCUUUAAAGUGUGCCUGUGACCCAAAGUGACUUUAUUAUUGCAGCAGUCAAAAAUGAGAUAUUAGGAACCUAAUUUUGAAAUUCCUCGUUGAGAACUCUUGUGUGUGUGUUUGCAUGUUAAAUGUUUUCUAGGGCCUUUAUUUGAUAGUCUCUGAGGAUUUCGUGGUCACUUUGCAGGUGGUAUCUAUGACCACUUGGUCAAACCCCUCUGUUUGAAAUGAGGUAUUACCCCCUCUCCAUUCCCCCACCAACACAUUCCAACUGUCAGAGGUAUUUGCUGUCUCCUCAUUUUGUGUAUGGUGACACCCUCACAGUCUGCUAUGCUUCUGUUUUCUCAAGUACAAGAAGAUACGUGUUGUUUUCUGUCUUCUCUGUUCAAUAGUAUUGACAUAUAUGGACCCAUUUUUAACGAAACAAUAGAAAGCGAAAUGGAGAGUGUGGAGGAAGCACAGUGAGCAGGACUCAGGAUGAUCAGAAGCAGUCCAGCACGGUGGCUCACACCUGCAGCCAGCACUUUGGGAGGCUGAGGUGGGUGGAUCACUU